Molecule: messenger RNA, 2847 nt
Organism: Xyrauchen texanus (razorback sucker)
Lineage: Eukaryota; Metazoa; Chordata; Actinopteri; Cypriniformes; Catostomidae
Product: syntabulin-like
Exons: 8
Coding region: 321-2216 (631 amino acids)
Biological process (GO): synapse maturation; axonal transport of mitochondrion
Cellular component (GO): cytoplasmic microtubule; vesicle
Source: RefSeq, a predicted model, not a curated record
UUUACGUCGGACUGAUGUCAGUAGCCUCAGCCUCUUCUCCUUGAGCAGAUACGAUGAAACAGAUGUAACAAGAGAAGUGUUGUGUGGAACAAUCUGGCUUCUAUCUCAGACAGGGGGUCAGAGUCGAUCAUCAGAUCAAAUCAAGUGCUGGGGAUUGUGCGCGCACAUUGUGUUGUUUUGUUACAGAGCAGCGCAUCCUUCAAUCUCAGGAAUCCACCCGCAUCACAAGCAUCGGUUUAGGUGGAGCAGAGUCGUCAUUGUAAAGAACACGUUUCUGUGACACUUGUCUGCUAAAGGUGAAGUCAGCAGAGAAAGGAAGCAUGUGCAGCCGUAUCCCCCGUCUUGUCGUAAACCCCUUGCGUCCUAAAGGAAAGGAAUCAUCCGUGUCCAACGUCCCACUAUCAGAGGAGAGCAGCAAGGAUUUCGACAUUAGUUCCCAGCUCUCAAAAAGAACCAUCAGUCCCAACAGCCUGUCCUCAGUUGACACUGGAUGCCCAAGCAGUAUGUGUGCAUCUCCAGCCAAGACGCCCUCUGGCUCUGACAACAGCCCACUUGGUUCGCCCACUCUGACAGAGCGCAAGGUCAAGAUGAAGAGAGUGAGGAUGAAUGUAGAGGCCGAGUGGAGCGCACCAACACCGAAGCACAAGCAGGGGAAGCAUCAGCGUACAUCCAUAAUGCAUAAAAGCAGUGAGGCCGAUUUCAGUUCAUCUAGCAGCACUGGAAGCUAUAAGACACAUGAAGCUCGGCCCAGCAACUCCACAGGGAAGAUCUUGUCAACUCGUAGCCGUGCACCCCUCAUCAGAAGCCUCCCUGUGUUCAAGCCCGCAGGAAGCUCCACUGCCCAGCGCAAUACAGAGCUGUAUGCCCCUUACAUGACGCCACCUAAAGCCUCCUCCAUCACCAACACCAGUAGCAUCUCCAGCUCCACAAAGAGAAGGACCACUCCUGUGCGAUACCAUUCAUGCGGAGACAAUCAUGGCAUCAAGCCACCCAACCCAGAGCAGUACCUGACCCCUCUACAGCAGAAAGAGGUCGCCAUUCGCCACCUCAAGACUAAACUCAGAGACUCUGAGAACACCGUUUCUGACCGGGAGGCUGAAAUUGAGGAGCUAAAAGCCCAAAUGGAUCGUAUGCGAGAAGAUUGGAUUGAGGAAGAAUGUCACCGUGUGGAAGCCCAGCUAGCUCUCAAAGAAGCCCGCAAGGAGAUCAAGCAACUGCGCCAAGUGGUGGAAACCAUGAAGAACAGCUUGAUGGAGAAGGACAAGGGCAUCCAAAAGUACUUCAUUGACAUAAACAUCCAAAACAGGAAGCUUGAGUCCUUGCUCCACAGCAUGGAGUUGGCACAAAGUGGCUGCAACUUGCAAGACGAGCCCACGCUGGACUUCAUCUGCGAGUCUACGGAGAGAACCACCACAGGCAAGCUGGAAAUGGAGCUGCAGGUUGAGGAACAAGGGGUGGAAGAGAUGGCUGAUGGCGAGCUGCUGGCAAAUGAUGAAAUGGCCAACACAGCAGAACUUCUGGAGCAAGUUUUCAUGUCUACAGCUGUUGAUUCCAGCCAGGACGGUGGCACCAAGAUCAUCCCCCAGCCAGAACUGUCCACCUUGGAGAGUGUCUCUGAGGUGAAGAGCACUGAGGAAUGCAUCUUAAGUGACCACUUUGGUGCAGAGGAGAAAGGUGUCCAGACUGAUGAGGAUAUCUACACUGCUGAUCUCCAAGCCCUACUUCUCCAGCUGCUGAAGCUCCAAGCUGGUGGGCUCGCUAGCCUGCUUAUUUCUUCUCCCCAACAAUCCCAGAAAUUGUCUGAAGCACAAGACCCCAAAAAGGAGAAGGUACAAGAAGCACAAGCCGAAAACCAAGAAGUGAAUAAGGUUGGCCACAUUAGCACAGUCUUUACAUCUCAAAAUCUUAGUGAUUCUGGCCUGUGCUUUUCUGAGCCUGAAAUUAAGCCCCAGUUCAUGGAGGAGUUGGAUUUCGACCUGAAGAGUUCCAGGAAUGCCAAUAGCAUGGCAGUGGUGGAGAAAAGCCAUUGGAGCAACAACUUCCUGGUUGAUCUGGUUGCCGUGGCAGCACCUGUGCUUCCCACCGUGGCGUGGCUCUACUCUCAGCAUGGUUUGGUUGGAGGGGCUCCUGUGUACAACAUCGCUGCUUUGAUUCGUGGCUGUUGCAUUAUGGGUUUGCACUCACUCCGCCAUGUCUCGCACAGGCCAGACACUUAGUGGCCCUCACCCACAUGUAAAGUUUCAUCGAGAGCACUUUAACUUCAUCUUAACAUAGCGAUUGUGUUUUCGUACACCUGUAUUUAUAAAAAAUUCACAUCCUUUUUACUUUCAAUAGCUACAUUCCUACUUUGCACUGUGUAUACUUGCCAAGAGUUAAAUCACUGAGGAUUAAUUUAAUGUGAAAGGGUUAUUGUGUUUUGUCAUUUUUGUUAUUUAUUACCUUUUUAUGUAUGAAUGUAUAGAAAUAUUUUUGCAUAAGCUGAUCAUCUGUGUAGGUGGUUUGUUGCUCAAGUCUUGUUCUUUUGCUGACUUGCCAAUUCCCUGCUUUUUAUAAAGCGUAAUUUGGAGUAAAAAUAGGGAGUUAUUGUCAGUUGACCAUGUUUUGUUGUAGUUAAUAUCACUCUGUGUUGCAAAAGAAUCCAAAUCUUCUGCCAAAGCUUAAAUGUGUUCACCGUUUUGAAUCAUUUCUCUCCUUGGAGUUAGAGCUUUUACAUGUCGCUCCGUUAACUGACAGUUUCCUGAAAGGUAUCAGUAACUACAGCGAACGCUUGUUAUGUGCCUGAGCUAUGUGCAGUAUUUUUGUUUAUAUUAAGAUGUAUCAAUAUAUUUUACUAUUAAAGCAUGGGAA